GCUGGACGGAUUCUGGGUCUGCUCUUUGUGCAAACAAAACAAGUGACUAGGUUUUGCUUACUAUCCAUUAGUGAAUGCAGCUUGUUUGAUAAGAUUUUUUUAAAAAAAAUGCAUGUAAAGGAUUUAUCAAAAGCCCUUAUGAAUAUUUCAUGAGUUGAUAUAUUCAGCUGAAUGAAUUCAGUGAGUGUCAGUGUGUAGCUUGCAGACAAACCUCAUCCACAAGGAGGCUACUGACAUUGGAAGCACUUUGGCGCAUUUUCAGAGGCAAAGCCAGCCUGAUAAAGCUCCUUGUGACAGCCUGACUUGCUAUUCUUCGAGUGUGCUGCUCUUGCUCGAAGACGCUCAUAUAUUGGAGUCACAGCUUCGUAAAUUAAACUGGAAAUAGUUUGCAGACUUAUCAGUCUUCUAACCUGCAGCAGUGUCUCUGCUAUGUUUGAGAUUUUUGUUUUGGAUGGUGAAAGCUAGCACUCCUUACAAGACAUGACAGCAAAAGAUUCUUCAAAGGAACUUACUGCUUCUGAACCUGAGGUUUGCAUAAAGACUUUCAAGGAGCAAAUGCAUUUAGAACUUGAGCUUCCGAGAUUACCAGGAAACAGACCUACAUCUCCUAAAAUUUCUCCACGCAGUUCACCAAGGAACUCACCAUGCUUUUUCAGAAAGUUGCUGGUGAAUAAAAGCAUUCGGCAGCGUCGUCGCUUCACUGUGGCUCAUACGUGCUUUGAUGUGGAAAAUGGCCCUUCCCCAGGUCGGAGUCCACUGGAUCCCCAGGCCAGCUCUUCCUCUGGGCUGGUACUUCACGCCACCUUUCCUGGGCACAGCCAGCGCAGAGAGUCAUUUCUCUACAGAUCAGACAGCGACUAUGACUUGUCCCCAAAGGCAAUGUCGAGAAACUCUUCUCUUCCAAGUGAGCAACAUGGCGAUGACUUGAUUGUAACUCCUUUUGCCCAGGUCCUUGCCAGCUUGCGAAGUGUGAGAAACAACUUCACUAUACUGACAAACCUUCAUGGUACAUCUAACAAGAGGUCCCCAGCUGCUAGUCAGCCUCCCGUCUCCAGAGUCAACCCGCAAGAAGAAUCUUAUCAAAAAUUAGCAAUGGAAACGCUGGAGGAAUUAGACUGGUGUUUAGACCAGCUAGAGACCAUACAGACCUACCGGUCUGUCAGUGAGAUGGCUUCUAACAAGUUCAAAAGAAUGCUGAACCGGGAGCUGACACACCUCUCAGAGAUGAGCCGAUCAGGGAACCAGGUGUCUGAAUACAUUUCAAAUACUUUCUUAGACAAGCAGAAUGAUGUGGAGAUCCCAUCUCCUACCCAGAAAGACAGGGAGAAAAAGAAAAAGCAGCAGCUCAUGACCCAGAUAAGUGGAGUGAAGAAAUUAAUGCAUAGUUCAAGCUUAAACAAUACAAGCAUCUCACGCUUUGGAGUCAACACUGAAAAUGAAGAUCACCUGGCCAAGGAGCUGGAAGACCUGAACAAAUGGGGUCUUAACAUCUUUAAUGUGGCUGGAUAUUCCCACAAUAGGCCCCUAACAUGCAUCAUGUAUGCUAUAUUCCAGGAAAGAGACCUCCUAAAGACAUUCAGAAUCUCAUCUGACACAUUUAUAACCUACAUGAUGACUUUAGAAGACCAUUACCAUUCUGACGUGGCAUAUCACAACAGCCUGCACGCUGCUGAUGUAGCCCAGUCGACCCAUGUUCUCCUUUCUACGCCAGCAUUAGACGCUGUCUUCACAGAUUUGGAAAUCCUGGCUGCCAUUUUUGCAGCUGCCAUCCAUGACGUUGAUCAUCCUGGAGUCUCCAAUCAGUUUCUCAUCAACACAAAUUCAGAACUUGCUUUGAUGUAUAAUGAUGAAUCUGUGUUGGAAAAUCAUCACCUUGCUGUGGGUUUCAAACUGCUGCAAGAAGAACACUGUGACAUCUUCAUGAAUCUCACCAAGAAGCAGCGUCAGACACUCAGGAAGAUGGUUAUUGACAUGGUGUUAGCAACUGAUAUGUCUAAACAUAUGAGCCUGCUGGCAGACCUGAAGACAAUGGUAGAAACGAAGAAAGUUACAAGUUCAGGAGUUCUUCUCCUAGACAACUAUACCGAUCGCAUUCAGGUCCUUCGCAACAUGGUACACUGUGCAGACCUGAGCAACCCCACCAAGUCCUUGGAAUUGUAUCGGCAAUGGACAGACCGCAUCAUGGAGGAAUUUUUCCAGCAGGGAGACAAAGAGCGGGAGAGGGGAAUGGAAAUUAGCCCGAUGUGUGAUAAACACACAGCUUCUGUGGAAAAAUCCCAGGUUGGUUUCAUCGACUACAUUGUCCAUCCAUUGUGGGAGACCUGGGCAGAUUUGGUACAGCCUGAUGCUCAGGACAUUCUCGAUACCUUAGAAGAUAACAGGAACUGGUAUCAGAGCAUGAUACCUCAAAGUCCCUCACCACCACUGGACGAGCAGAACAGGGACUGCCAGGGUCUGAUGGAAAAGUUUCAGUUUGAACUGACUCUCGAUGAGGAAGAUUCUGAAGGACCUGAGAAGGAGGGAGAGGGACACAGCUAUUUCAGCAGCACAAAGACGCUUUGUGUGAUUGAUCCAGAAAACAGAGAUUCCCUGGGAGAGACUGACAUAGAUAUUGCAACAGAAGACAAGUGCCCAGUGGAUACAUAAUCCCCCUCUCCCUGUGGAGAUGAACAUUCUAUUCUUGAUGAGCAUGCCAGCUAUGUGGUAGGGCCAGCCCACCAUGGGGGCCAAGACCUGCACAGGACAAGGGCCACCUGGCCUUUCAGUUACUUGAGUUUGGAGUCAGAACGCAAGACCAGGAAGCAAAUAGCAGCUCAGGAAAUCCCACGGUUGACUUGCCUUGCUGGCAAGCUUGGUGGAGAGGGGCUGAAGCUGUUGCUGGGGGCCGGUUCUGGUCAAGACACAUGGCUUGAAAAUGGAAGACACAAAACUGAGAGAUCGUUCUGCACUAAGUUUCGGGAACUUAUCCCCGAUAGUGACUGAACUCACUGACCAAUAACUUCAUUUAUGAAUCUUCUCACUUGUCCCUUUGUCUGCCAACCUGUGUGCCUUUUUUGUAAAACAUUUUCAUGUCUUUAAAAUGCCUGUUGAAUACCUAGAGUUUAGUAUCAACUUCUACACAGAUAAGCUUUCAAAGUUGACAAACUUUUUUGACUCUUUCUGGAAAAGGGAAAGAAAAUAGUCUUCCUUCUUUCUUGGGCAAUAUCCUUCACUUUACUACAGUUACUUUUGCAAACAGACAGAGAGGAUACACUUCUAACCACAUUUUACUUCCUUCCCCUGUUGUCCAGUCCAACUCCACAGUCACUCUUAAAACUUCUCUCUGUUUGCCUGCCUCCAACAGUACUUUUAACUUUUUGCUGUAAACAGAAUAAAAUUGAACAAAUUAGGGGGUAGAAAGGAGCAGUGGUAUGGUUCACCAUAAGAGUCUGCAUAGAACUCAGCAGUGUUCCCUGCUGUGUCUUGGACCCUGUCCCCCACAGGAGUUGUGCAGUCCCUGGCCCUGUUCCCUACCUCCUCUCUUCAUCCAUUUAGGCUGUUUUCAAUGUAAUGCUGCCAUCCUUCUCUUGCACUGCCUUCUGCGCUAACACCUCCAUUCCUGUUUAUAACCGUGUAUUUAUUACCUAAUGUAUAUAAUGUAAUGUUUUGUAAGUUAUUAAUUUAUAUAUCUAACAUUGCCUGCCAAUGGUGGUGUUAAAUUUGUGUAGAAAACUCUGCCUAAGAGUUACGACUUUUUCUUGUAAUGUUUUGUAUUGUGUAUUAUAUAACCCAAACGUCACUUAGUAGAGACAUACGGCCCCCUUGGCAGAGAGGACAGGGGUGGGCUUUUGUUCAAAGGGUCUGCCCUUCCCCUGCCCUAGUUGCUACUUCUGCACAACCCCUUUAUGAACCAGUUUUGGAAACAAUAUUCUCACAUUAGAUACUAAAUGGUUUAUACUGAGCUUUUACUUUUGUAUAGCUUGAUAGGGGCAGGGGGCAAUGGGAUGUAGUUUUUACCCGGGUUCUCUCCAAAUAUGUAUGGGCAUGAGUUGGGUUAUAACUGGAUCCUACUAUCAUUGUGGCUUUGGUUCAAAAGGUAACACUACAUUUGCUCACAGAUGAUUCUUCUGAAUGCUCCCGAACUACUGACUUUGAAGAGCUAGCUUCCUGCCUGCCAUUAAGCACGAAUGUCAUGUUCCAAUUCAUUACACAAGAAAACAAUAAAACAAUGUGAAUUUUGAUAAUAAAAUGUGAACUGAUGUAGCAAAUUUGCAAAUGUGAAGCCUCUUCUGAUAACACUUGUUAGGCCUCUUACUGAUGUCAGUUUCAGUUUGUAAAAUAUGUUUCAUGCUUUCAGUUCAGCAUUGUGACUCAGUAAUUACAGAAAAUGGCACAAAUGUGCAUGACCAAUGGGUUUGUAUGUCUAUGAACGCUGCAUUGUUUCAGGUGGACAUUUUAUCAUUUUCAAACGUUUCUCACAAUGUAUGUUAUAGUAUUAUUAUAUAUUGUGUUCAAAUGCAUUCUAAAGAGACUUUUAUAUGAGGUGAAUAAAGAAAAGCAUGAUUA
Nomascus leucogenys (northern white-cheeked gibbon) is the source of this 4545-nucleotide messenger RNA. RefSeq names its product phosphodiesterase 4B (gene PDE4B). The record is from RefSeq and is a predicted model, not a curated record. Gene Ontology annotation, cellular component: perinuclear region of cytoplasm; cytosol; nucleus. NCBI's taxonomy places the organism in Eukaryota, Metazoa, Chordata, Mammalia, Primates, Hylobatidae. Gene Ontology annotation, molecular function: transmembrane transporter binding; 3',5'-cyclic-AMP phosphodiesterase activity. Gene Ontology annotation, biological process: signal transduction.